This is a messenger RNA of Coprinopsis cinerea okayama7#130, 2163 nucleotides long. RefSeq names its product CMGC/CDK/CRK7 protein kinase. The transcript is spliced from 6 exons. Gene Ontology annotation, molecular function: ATP binding; RNA polymerase II CTD heptapeptide repeat kinase activity; cyclin-dependent protein serine/threonine kinase activity. The coding region runs from base 1 to 2163 and encodes 720 amino acids. Gene Ontology annotation, cellular component: cyclin/CDK positive transcription elongation factor complex; nucleus. Lineage: Eukaryota; Fungi; Basidiomycota; Agaricomycetes; Agaricales; Psathyrellaceae. The record is from RefSeq and is a predicted model, not a curated record. Gene Ontology annotation, biological process: positive regulation of transcription elongation by RNA polymerase II; protein phosphorylation; transcription elongation by RNA polymerase II.
AUGCUUCGCAGUAGGUCUCCGGAAGGGGAUCAAAUGGGCUGGCUACCACCACGAGAUGAGGAUAGAAUGGUCUCGCGAUCGCCCUCACCUGGAUAUCGAAGGAGGUCCCCGUCGACAUCAGAUCGAUCUAGCCACCGUAGUCGAAGCCCCAGCCCCUAUGAGCGACCCCGAGCAGUUCAUCGCCUCCCGACGGCCAAUUCGAGCGCGUUGCACACGGCACCUGCGACGGGGAAAUCCAAAAAAGCUGGAAAACAGCGAAACGGGCACAAAAAUGCUCGAGGUUCGACUGGCAAGCAGCCCGCAAGGUAUCCCGAAGACGAUGUUGCCGCAGACUCCCUUUCCAUGCCUCCUCCACCGCCGCCUUCUCGGCCAAAGCAAUCGCGGCAGCAAACUCCCGACUGGAGAGACGAACACACUCCACUUCUUAAUCCAAACCCCAACGGACUUCCUCCCAAGCCCAUAUCGCUUCCAGAGAAACCCACCCGGAUUGUCCCCCAAAGGAAUGCGGGCUUCAAACCUAUCGGGCAGUCCAACUCUGCCUUGAAAAUGUUUUUCCCUGGGGACGAGGACGAGGCGGAUUAUAUUUCCAGUAGCAAUCUUACAAAGGACGCUCGCACCGAGCCGACCCCAACAAAGGGCUUCACUCGCCAAACUCUACUGGACGAUACUCGCAACGGCCGUGAGGCAGAGAAUCCACAUCAAUACGGGAAUGACCCGCCUCCCAUAUCCCGCCCACCAGCAAGUUGGGACCCUUAUGCAAGCACAUACCCAGUGGAUCCAAGGGUACCAACUCAGUCAUACACCAACGGUUUAACACCACAUCUCCCAGAACCCCCUCCUCAUAUCCCUCACCGGACUGGGCAAACGCAGUCUUACUGGAAAUCUCCGGCCGUCUCUCCACCUCCAGAGUCUGACGCUUCAAGAUGGAGUGGAGUGCCUGUUCCUCCGGUGCACCCCAACUUGCCCCCAACAUACACGGCAAGCGUGCCUCCUCGACCUGGUUAUGAAUUGCCGUACCGACCACCAGUUCCUGUGGACAACGCACCGGUUUCCCAUACAACUAAAAGCACUCCUCAGCCCUCUCCGAUACCAAUAUCAGAUCCUUCACCGGCUUGGCAAGCUUCCGCCUCUGCUUCUGGGGUAGCUACUCCUGUCGCCCCUGAGCAGCCAGAAAGCAAAGAUCUCUAUGUUAUCCUAAACCAGGUUGGAGAAGGAACGUUCGGAAAGGUCUAUAAAGCCCGCAACACGGUUGCCAAAGUCCAUGUCGCACUCAAACGCAUUCGAAUGGAGACCGAGCGAGACGGCUUCCCUGUGACCGCCAUGCGGGAAAUCAAACUCCUCCAGUCCUUGAAACAUCCUAACGUCGUUCAGCUCUACGAAAUGAUGGUGUCAAAUGGAUCUGUAUUCAUGGUUUUCGAGUACAUGGAUCAUGACCUUACAGGGAUUCUGUCGCAGACGCAGUUCAAAUUUUCAGACUCGCACCUCAAAUCCCUUUGUCACCAGAUGCUCGCAGGGCUUGCGUAUCUCCAUCACAAGGGUGUCAUUCACCGCGACAUCAAAGGCUCGAACAUUCUCCUGAACAACCGCGGUGAAUUGAAGCUGGCCGACUUUGGCUUAGCCCGUUUCUAUCAGAAGCGUCGGCGCACAGACUACACCAACCGAGUUAUCACCCUUUGGUACCGACCCCCCGAGCUUCUCUUUGGAGCAACAGUAUAUGGACCUGAAGUCGAUAUGUGGAGUGCUGGUUGCAUCAUGUUGGAGCUAUUCACGAAGAAGCCCGUUUUCCAAGGGAACGACGAAAUCAACCAGCUUCAUGUUAUCUUCAAGAUACUCGGUACACCAACGACGGAAAGAUGGACUGGGCUGAACAACCUUCCCUGGUUUGAACUUAUCAAACCGAAAGAAUCUUUACCCAACCGCUUCAGAGACCUCUUCCAAAAAUGGAUGUCUCCGGCAGCGUUGGAUCUGGCUGAACGGCUGUUGACAUAUGAUCCCGAACUUCGUGUCUCCGCUCAAGAAGCAAUGGAAGCUCCUUAUUUCACUCAGGAACGACCAUUUGCAGAAAGGCCAGCAGGCCUUGCUUCGCUAGAUGGAGAAUGGCACGAGCUGGAAACCAAGCAGGAACGCUUAAAGAAGCGCAAAAAGACUGAAAGUACAGCCUAA